CCUUACUGUGUUUCAACUCGACUGCCACCCGGGUGCAAAGCAGUGCCACAAUCAGCGUCAAUCCUGAGGAGACGUGCAAGAAGGAGGCUGGAGAGGACUUUGCAAAGUUGGUCACACUCGGGCUCAAGGACAAUAAGUGGUAUUGUAUCACGCCUUGCUCAUCCGGCUACAGUACCUCCAAGAACUGCAGCUACGGCAAAUGUCAGCUGCAGCGAACUGGAGCCCGGUGCCUCUGCCUGUCCACGGAUACUCACUGGUACAGCGGGGAAAACUGUGACUGGGGCAUCCAGAAAAGCCUGGUAUAUGGGCUCGGGGGAGCCGGGCUGGCGGUGCUGUUGGUGAUCCUUGUGAUCCUCCUUGUCUUCUCCAUCCACUUCAGAAGAGAGGCACAAAGGCAAAGGUCCAGAGUGUCCGAGAUGUACAGGUGGGGUGAAGAGGAAGGCAGAGCAUCUCCCGGAACCUUCCACAACGUUGGCUUUGACCACAACGAAGAACGAGAAAACUACAUCCCCUUGGACUCCGUGUACAGCAACUUCCAGGCUUCCCUAAACCAUAUAAACCCUGAAAGAAAGAUCCAGAUUCAGAGGCCCCAAGUCGUCAUGACAUCACUGUAA
Messenger RNA from Grammomys surdaster, 614 nucleotides. RefSeq names its product mucin-17-like. NCBI's taxonomy places the organism in Eukaryota, Metazoa, Chordata, Mammalia, Rodentia, Muridae. The record is from RefSeq and is a predicted model, not a curated record. The transcript has 6 exons. The annotation marks the transcript as partial.